This is a messenger RNA of Durio zibethinus, 1148 nucleotides long. RefSeq lists its product as uncharacterized. Gene Ontology annotation, biological process: protein ubiquitination. The record is from RefSeq and is a predicted model, not a curated record. Gene Ontology annotation, cellular component: membrane. Gene Ontology annotation, molecular function: ubiquitin-protein transferase activity; zinc ion binding. Lineage: Eukaryota; Viridiplantae; Streptophyta; Magnoliopsida; Malvales; Malvaceae.
CAGAGAAGAGCAAAUUUUGACAUCGAUCAAUAAGAAAAGUUAAAGUUCUCAAAAAACGCAGGGAAAAAAAAAAGAAAAGUUGAGAAGAAAUGGGAGAUGUUGUUUUGUUUGUAGACGAUUUAUCAUCAAAUUCUUCAGUUUCACACUGUAGAAUUUGCCAUGAAGAAGAGUUUGAAAGCUUUAAGAGCUUGGAAGCUCCUUGUGCUUGUUCUGGCACUGUUAAGUUUGCUCACAGAGAUUGCAUACAGAGGUGGUGUAAUGAGAAGGGAAACACAACUUGUGAAAUUUGUCUGCAGGAAUAUGUACCAGGAUAUACAGUCACAGCACCAUCAAAGAAGUCUCAGUUGAUUGAAGCUGCAGUAACCAUCAGAGAUAGCCUGCAAAUCCCAAGAAGAGAGCUUGAACCACAGCACCAAAGAUUAGUGGCCUUAGCUGAAGGAAUGAACAUGGAAAAUGAGUUCUCUCAGUGUACUUCUGCCGCUGACAGAGGCGCCUCUUGCUGCCGAUCACUGGCCCUCACUUUUACUGUGGUGUUGCUCGUUAAACAUCUCUUCGCUGUGCUGAAUGGCGAAACAGAUCAUUACCCAUUUGCAAUCCUUACAUUAAUCUUUUUUAGAGCUACUGGAAUUUUACUUCCAAUGUACAUAUUGCUUCGGACAAUUACAGCUAUUGGAAACAGCAUUCGACGACAACAUCGUGAUUCUGACGAAGAAACCUCCAACUCUGAUGAUGAAGACGAUGUUGAGCAGCAGCAACUUCACACUGUCUGACUAACUGUAUUCUCUCCGAUUACUUCCCCUUUGUCAUAUGAGCAUUACAUUGCUGCUCAACUUGUGCAAAUUCCCCCCUUUUUUUUUAAAUUAAUAGAAAAUAUCGUAAAAUAUUGAGUACAGAAUGAUGGUCCGUAUCUUAAAGAAUCCUUGACCUAUGUUAAAGUGAAGUCAAGGAGAUAAUAGAAGUACCCUCAAAAGUGUUAAAACUAUUUGCAUUCCGUGUGAGGCUGAUCAAUUCUCGAAAAUAAGCUACCAUCUUAUCAUGACAACUUUUAUUAGGAUUUAGGCCCACUUUUGAAACAGAGUAAAUUGAUUGAAAGAGUUUCCUGAACUCAAAUUUUAUUUGAUAUGAUUUUUUGUGCGACAAGUAUUCAU